Molecule: messenger RNA, 318 nt
Organism: Echinostoma caproni
Lineage: Eukaryota; Metazoa; Platyhelminthes; Trematoda; Plagiorchiida; Echinostomatidae
Source: the annotation of a GenBank genome assembly
GAUCUGCAUUCCUGGGCAACUCAGUAUCGCGAUACACUGUCGCGAGGAAUAAAAAAUAGUCGUGCACAUGAUAAGGAAUUACUCAAACAGCAGAACGAUGCUGCAAGGGCUUCAACAGCACUAUCCGGUGCUGAUCCCACGCAAGCAGCCCUUUGGGAACGUGUUUGUCAACUGUGCAGCUUUGUCAAUUCUGCCGCGGAUGAAGUUUCCGGUGGUUCGCCCGUAAAGCGAGCGGGACCGAAAGAAGGACGUGAUCUGCAGCGGAUGCGAACGCUCCUCCUUCAACUGAAACAAAAUCCUCCAAUUCGUCGGGGUUAA